Eimeria mitis is the source of this 897-nucleotide messenger RNA. RefSeq lists its product as uncharacterized. The coding region runs from base 1 to 897 and encodes 298 amino acids. The record is from RefSeq and is a predicted model, not a curated record. The transcript has 4 exons. Lineage: Eukaryota; Apicomplexa; Conoidasida; Eucoccidiorida; Eimeriidae.
AUGCUGCAGCUAAAUGAAGCGAGGGAGGCCGCCCUUCAGAGAGAAGAAGGAAAGACCGUUAUAUACAGAAGAACUGUUCCUCCCCGUUCUUUGCUGCUGCUUGAAGACAUUGACGGGGCCAUCCGCCGCUCUGAAGCAGCAGCAGAUGAUGACGCAUCAUCAGCAGCAGCAGCAGCAACAGCAGCACCAGCAGCAACAGCAGCAGCAGCAGCAGCAGCAGAUAGACCCCACCUGACGCAGCUAUCUCUUAACCCCUUCGGCACCAGGACAGUCUCCUUCAGCGGCCUCCUCAAUGCCCUCGAUGGUGUACGUGCACUGCAGCAGCAGCAGCAGCAGCAGCAGCAGCAGCAGCAGCAGCAGCAGCAGCAGCAACAGCAGCAGCAUCAUCAUCAUCAUCAUCAUCAGCAGCAGGAGCAGCAGGAGCAGCAGCAGCAGCAGCAGUGUUUGUGUGUGUUUUUGUUUAGGUGGUGGCGACCGAAGAAAGAAUUAUAUUUCUCACCACCAACCACCCAGAGAGGGUUUAUACCUGCCGAGUUCACACUGGGGCCGCCAAUUGGCGUCAAGCAAAGACUCCCAUUGAGCCUUCACGCCCCCGCACCGCCAGCUACCCUCACACACAGCCAGGUCCUGCAGCAGCAGCAGCAGCAGCAGCAGCAGCAGCAGCAGAUGCAGCAGCAGCAGCAGAUGCAGAUGCGGGAGAUAAGCAGCACAUGUAGGAGCAGCACAUGUAGGAGCAGCAGCAGCAGCAGCAGCAGCAGAAAAGCAGCACAACUAGAAGCAGCAGCAGCAGCAGCAGAAGCAGCAGAUAAGGAGCAACAGCAGGAACAGCAGAUGAAGCAACAGCAGCAGCAGCAGCAGCAGCAGCAGGAGAUAAGCAACCUAAACCCUAAACCCUAA